Molecule: messenger RNA, 2466 nt
Organism: Limulus polyphemus (Atlantic horseshoe crab)
Lineage: Eukaryota; Metazoa; Arthropoda; Merostomata; Xiphosura; Limulidae
Exons: 2
Source: RefSeq, a predicted model, not a curated record
GCUUGCCUGUUUUCAGCGAAGAUGCUACCACCCCAGUCUACAGAGGAACACUGGAUGAGCUCUCUGUUGCUGCAGCUGAGAUAAUGGAGGUGAAGAAACCUCGACCAACUGUAACUGUCCGUGGGUUUCUUAACUUUCGAACAACUGUAGAUAAUACGGUCAUCAUAUUUACACCAGUGAGCGAAUAUGAAACUCAAAAACCCAAAUCCCUCCGAGUGUCACCAUUACCGACAACUUCGUCAGCUGUAAUUAGUAACAAUAAUGAAAAUAUGAAAACUGAAAACUUAGCCACCAUACAAAACACUAAAUUAUUUAAAUCUCCUAGUGAUCUUCAUCGUACAGUGAAAGAAUCUCAGUACCAAAAAACGUUUAAUAAUAUCAUUCCAAGCUCAACUACUUUUCAUCCAUCAAGGACACAAUCGUCAUCAUCUCGUUCAUCUUCCAAAUCGCUCGCCAGAGAUUUGCCAACUGUUUCUACCAAGACAAGAGUAGCACCUUCUCUACCUCAUUAUCCAACAGGUUUAGUGACCAUUUUGGGGGGAACACUAGUAGGAGGCGGAAUCACAACAGUUUAUGAAACCAGUGUCAUUGGAACUUACAUCGAAGGAAAGUAUGCUCAAAUCCUUCAAAGCACUUCGCGGAUCAUCUUUGCUGUUUCGAGUACACCUGUACAAAAGAAGAUCCAACCUUCCCCUACUCCUGUUGCUCCGCAACAAAUCUCCAGGAAACCGAGGUUUCAAUUUUCCCGCCGAGUAACAGUCUCUAAAAGUUUAAAACAAAGUAACCAUCCACGCAUAGGUUCAAUUCGACAACCAAAUGAUGGUAUUAAAGACUCAGAACCAAACACAGAUGAUAGAUUCCCUACACUUCUCGAGUCAUCCUUUAAGUCCCCAGAAUUCUCACAACAUCAGUCUCACCGACCAACUCAGUUUCUGGACCCUAUUCACACCAGUACUCUGGCGAUUCGAGAACGUUUGUGGGCCUCUAGGCAGUCUGAGAAAGUAGAAGACACUGUGUUUAUGCGCACACUCAGGAGACCUUCUGCCAGGUUUCAGUAUGUUCCUAGGAAGAGGAACACUAACACGGUUCGUUUAAACCGCUUCAAAGUGAGGCUGGCAAGGCGUCCGGAAGUCCACAAAACAGAAAAGACGUUUUCUCUAGAAGAUAAUAGCGAAACGGUGCCAAAUGAGGAUCCAGUGGAUCCUGAUAGUGUAGUAUACGAACUAACCACCGUAACUAGCGAGGUUACUUUACACGUGGGUCGUCGUAAGUCAGUGCGGACGUUAACCAUAACCACCCACGUUCCUCAUACACUUGACCCCACGGAACUUCUAUCCAAUGAUCUCUUCGAGUUCACUGAAGACGAAGAUAAUCUGUUAAUGAGCGUUAGUCCUUCUUUUACCGUCAUCACACGGACCUACUCCACUACACAGCACACGUGGCGGACGUUUUUGAUACCUGUGUUUGAUGGAGAGUCCACAGCCUCUCGCACUGUAACUGAAAGCUUCAUUAUUCGGAAGACUAUCACCGCCUACAGAACCAUGCCUCCAGCCCACCUGUUAGUGGUUAACGCUUCAGACUUUCAAUUUCCAGACGUCAUCGACAUGGACUCGCAGUCAAGUGUCCCUCUCCAAACCCCACUGCCCGGAAUCCGAGGUUUGCGAAACGACAAUCCUCUACUGUCACUGGAGUCGGCGUUGUCCCAGAACCCCUUAGCGGCUGUAUACUUGGGGUUGCAGCAACUCAACCAACAAGUAGCCCUUAUGUCAACUAUCACUAAAACCUCUUCGUACGUGACGACUGAGACUGUCUUUAGCACCAAGGUCGUCAGCUUCUACGAUGGUCGAGCUACGCGGUUUAGAACAUUGUCCGAGCUUUUAUCAACCACAGAACGAACGUUGUCUUCUGUAUUCACAACAGUCCAACCAGUGGUCAACACACAGGCGCUUCCACAUCGGCAACAGUUCCAGCAACUGUUCGCGACCCAGCCGCAGUACAGCACCAUCACGUCGUCUUACACCACUGUUACCACGGCAACCAGUACCAAAGUCCGUGUCUAUACGCUCAUUUAUAACGCAUUUAGCACGAAGUACCGUACGGUUACAAGUACUAGUUUCGUCCCAACAAAUGUAGCAACGUUUACCACGAUAAAAGUGCCUAUUACUCCUUUGUAUACUUAAGUGUAUUGUAUAUUACAUUUAAACAUUGUACUUCUCAGGAACACAUUGCCACCAGGGAACAUCAGGCUAUCGAUAUAGUAAGUUCUGUGGCCUGGCGUUGUAAACAGAUGAGUGGAGACAACGAUUGGAGAAACUAACAGAACGUUAAGGUAAAAAACAUUAAAUAAACAAUCGAGUAAACACCAGCUAAACUUUGGGUGAUUGAAAAGUUCUUAAGGUAGUCUUGCUGGACGAAAUCUCUACCUAUUUUUGUAGGUAUUGGGUGAAUGAAAAGUUCUUAAGGUAG